This is a messenger RNA of Alnus glutinosa, 2973 nucleotides long. Its product is annotated as protein ROLLING AND ERECT LEAF 2-like. The transcript is spliced from 4 exons. Bases 449 to 2692 code for a protein of 747 amino acids. Lineage: Eukaryota; Viridiplantae; Streptophyta; Magnoliopsida; Fagales; Betulaceae. The record is from RefSeq and is a predicted model, not a curated record.
UCUUUCUUUGUUCCUACUUUUUAUUUAUUUAUUUCUUUUCCAAACAAUCCUGUCGUUGAUGUAGCUUAUGAAUGAUUUAAAGCUAGUUGAGUUCUUGGGUUUGUGGAGAAUUUGUAGAGAAGGCUCAACAGAAUCUCCGUUUCUUCAUUCUGCUUUGUAAAUUUCAAAUCUUUUGAAGCCAUCUCUAUGACUUGGUAAUUAAGAAAAGCACCCAAGCCUUUUGAAAUUGUUCUUUUUGCAUGUCAAUUCAAUCUCAAGAUAUCCUUUUCCUGUUCUGCUUUGUUGUUUUUUUUGCUUGCUCUCCACAUUUUUUGAGUUACUAAACUUCAUUUCCUUCCAAAAAGGCCUGGAAAUAAUCCUUAUGAGUCUGGUGGGAAAUUUCCAUUUCAAUUCAAGGCUGAAGAAAAAUUUGUAGAGUGAAAAGGGAAACGGAAAGCAAAAGUGGGAGAUGGGAUGUUCCACAUCAAAGCUAGAUGAUGAAGAGGCAAUACAGCUUUGCAAAGAUCGAAAGAGAUUCAUCAAACAAGCUGUUGAGCAGAGAAGACGAUUGGCUUCUGGACACUUGGCUUAUAUCCAGUCCUUAAAAAGAGUUUCAGCUGCUCUUCGUGAUUACAUCGAAGGAGACGAGCCUCGUGAGUUCUUGUUAGAUUCAUUCAUAACCCCACCUUUCACACCUGUAAAGAAAACCAGUCCCAGCUUCAUCACAAUUUCACCCAAAUGUUUAUCAUCAACACCAAUUCAGUCUCGGCCUAAUUCACGUUUGAAAGUAAAUUACCUUAGACCGAGUGGAGAGCCAGCUGUGUUGGUUGAGGAGAGACCUCAAUCACCGGAGACUGUCCGAGUUGAAGCUUACUCUCCGGCGCACCAUUUUGGGAUUGAUGGCUUCUUUGCAAUGCAAUCCUCACCUAUGAGUUCUUCAUUCUUCUCUUAUUCCCCGAACAAUAGGCCUAAUAUUCCUCCACCUUCACCUCAAACAUCCCAAUGGGAUUUCUUCUGGAAUCCUUUUUCAUCACUAGACUACUAUGGCUAUGCAGCACGUAAUAGUCUUGAUGAGACAGCCAUGGAUGAUGACAUUGGGGGUAUAAGGCAGGUCCGAGAAGAAGAAGGGAUACCAGAAUUAGAAGAAGAGACAGAACAAGAAGAAUCUGAUAAUAAGGUAAAUGUGACAGAAGAAAGAGCUAAAAUUGAUCUUAAUUGCUCUGAAGAAGAAAUUGUUGAAGACACCGAUGAGGGCGAGGAUGAGGAGGAAGAAACAGAUAGUGGAACUGAAACUGAGCAUCAGGUGAAAGGCUUUCAAUCGCAUUGUGCAAGCACAAAAAUAUCAAAAGCUCAAGAAAUGGAGGUUGGUGAUCAAGAAGAAGCCAAGGAAGAAACACCAGGUUUUACUGUUUAUGUUAAUCAGAGGCCAACAAGCAUGGCAGAAGUUGUCAAGGAUCUUGAAACUCAAUUCAUGAUUAUUUGCAAUUCAGCCAAUGAGGUUUCGGCAUUAUUAGAGGCUAGCAGAGCUCAGUAUGCAUCAACCUCGAAUGAAAUAACAGCCAUGAAAAUGUUGAACCCAGUAGCUUUGUUCCGAUCAGCUUCAUCUCGCUCUUCCUCAUCAAGAUUUUUAGUUAAUUCUUCGAGCUCUAGAGAUGAAGGUUAUGAAAGCAGUAGUGACCUCUCAGAAGAACCCUGCAUGUAUUCAGGCAGUCACCAAUCUACAUUGGACAGAUUAUUUGCCUGGGAGAAGAAACUCUAUGAGGAAGUAAAGUCUGGAGAACGGGUUCGAAUUUCCUAUGAGAAGAAAUGCAAGCAACUCAGGAACCAAGACGUGAAAGGAGAUGACCCCUCUGCAGUUGAUAAAACAAGGGCAGCCAUUAGAGAUCUGCAUACCCAGAUAAAGGUUUCAAUACACUCUAUUGAAGCAGUUUCAAAAAGGAUCGAAACAUUAAGGGAUGAAGAAUUGCAGCCUCAACUUCUUGAAUUAGCAAAAGGGCUGGCAAGGAUGUGGAAAGUAAUGGCAGAGUGCCAUCAGUCACAGAAGCGGACACUAGAUGAAGCGAAGCUUUUACUAGCCGGAAUGCCUUCAAAACUGGACGGCAAAAGACACUCCUCCAUGUCAAUAACCGAGCCACAGAGGGCAGCCCGUUCAGCUGCCAAUCUUGAGACAGAACUCAGGAAUUGGCGAGCCUGUUUCGAGUCAUGGAUCACUUCUCAACGAUCCUAUGUGCAUGCACUGACUGGCUGGCUCCUCCGGUGUGUCCAGUCCGAUCCCAACACUUCCCAAGUACUUUGCUCUCCUCCCCGGUCCAGUGGAACCCUUCCAAUAUUUGGACUUUGCAUCCAAUGGUCCAAGUUUCUUGAUGCAAUCCUUGAAAUGCCAGUGCUUGACGGACUAGACUUUUUCGCGGCUGGGAUGGGAUCUCUCUACACUCAACAGGUAAGAGAGGAUUCUCAUCGUGCACCAGUUGGGUCAAAGAGAUACGGAAGUGGAUUACUGGAGGAAUCCGGUGGGAAUAUGAAAAUGGUGGAGGUUGGUCAGGUAGAAGAGGUAAUAAUGACUGCAGAGAAAAUGGCUGAAGUUGCAAUAAGGGUGCUUUGUGCUGGAAUGUCAGUUGCUAUGAGCUCACUCACAGAAUUUGCUGUUGGUUCUGCUGAAGGAUACGCUCUACUUGUUAAUCAAUGGGAGAACAGCACCAAUGGGGCUGCUUGAACUACGGAUAUGUUACUUAACAGUAUUUUGUUGGAUACCUUAGGAAUGGGUGUAAUUUAGGAAUGGGUGUAAUUAAAAAUAUAACUUGUUAGCUGAUGUACAAGGUGUAGUUUAGAGUAAUUGGCAUCCCCACCCCAUCUCUCCUUUUUAUUUUACUUUAUUUAAUUUUCCAAAUGACCAAGGAGGAGAAGAGGAAAUAGGUUGUAAUAUGUAAAUUCCAGAAAUUUUCAUUUCUUUUUUGCGAUCCACUUUUUCAAGUGAUCAGAGGGAGUGAUUGAUAA